AUGACCGACAACACCCAGGAAGCCCUUGACUUUGUCGACUUCGUCAACGCAUCCCCCACGCCCUACCAUGUCGUCCACAGCGUCAAGGCCGAGUUGGCGGCCCACGGCUUCGUCCAGCUCCUUGAACGCGAUGCCUGGAGUAUCGACACUCUCAAGAAAUCGGGCAAGUACUUCGUCACCCGGAACGGCAGCUCACUUAUCGCCUUCACCGUGGGUGGCCAGCACGCCGCUGGCGAUGGUUUUGCCAUUAUUGGCGCUCACACGGACUCUCCGUGCUUAAGAAUCAAACCUAUCUCCAAGCGCACCACCGAAGGGUUCAUCCAAGUUGGAGUUGAACAGUACGGAGGCCUUAUUGCGCACACUUGGUUCGACAGAGACCUCUCCAUCGCAGGCCGAGUGUAUGUGAAAGACGGCCACAAGUAUGUGCCGCGGCUCGUGAAGAUUGAUAAGCCUUUGUUACGGAUUCCUACUUUGGCCAUCCACCUCAAUCGCGAGGCCAACCAGAAGUUUGAAUUCAACAAGGAAGAUAAGUUGUUACCGAUUGCCGGUCAAACAGCCCACAGCUGUGCGGAUGACCCAGAAUUGCAGAUGAGCCCCGAACAGUUCCAGUCGGUGCAAUCGGUGGUACAGAGACACCAUGUUGGUAUAAUCAAUUUGGUUGCAAAACAGUUGCAGGUGGAGGUGAACCAAAUUGAAGACUUUGAAUUGUUGCUCUACGACACGCAGAAAUCGGUUAUUGGUGGCUUGAACGACGAAUUUAUCUUCUCGCCUCGGUUGGAUAACCAGGAGCUGUGUUUCUGUGCCACCAGAGGGUUGAUUGCUAGUACCACCAGUUUGGAGGCCCAGACGGGUAUACGGGUGAUUUCACUUUUUGACCACGAAGAGGUGGGCUCCAAGUCGGCCCAGGGUGCCGACUCGAGCUUCUUGCCCGACGUUUUGCACCGACUUACGGUGGCCAGCAGCUUCUACGAAGCGAUGUCCAAGUCGUUUGUGUUAUCCAGUGACAUGGCACAUGGCGUACAUCCCAAUUAUAAGGCCAAUUAUGAGGAUAAAAACAAGCCCGAGUUGAACAAGGGGCCGGUGAUUAAGGUGAACGCCAACCAGCGAUACUCGACCAAUUCUCCUGGAAUUGUGUUGUUGAAGAGAUUAGGAGAAGAUGCUGAGAUCCCGCUCCAGUUGUUUGUGGUAAGAAAUGACUCACCGUGUGGGUCGACCAUCGGGCCAUUUUUGGCGUCCAAGUUGGGGAUACGUACCUUGGACUUGGGCAACCCCCAGUUGUCGAUGCACUCCAUUCGGGAGACAGGAGGAACCUUUGAUAUCGAGAAGUUGGUGCGGUUGUUUCGGUGUUUUUGCGAACGGUACCACCAGUUGGAGGCGGUUAUCCACGCCGAUGGCUAG
Messenger RNA from Yamadazyma tenuis ATCC 10573, 1398 nucleotides. RefSeq names its product aspartyl aminopeptidase. Gene Ontology annotation, cellular component: fungal-type vacuole. Gene Ontology annotation, biological process: proteolysis. Gene Ontology annotation, molecular function: metalloaminopeptidase activity; zinc ion binding. NCBI's taxonomy places the organism in Eukaryota, Fungi, Ascomycota, Pichiomycetes, Serinales, Debaryomycetaceae. The record is from RefSeq and is a predicted model, not a curated record.